AUGGCAGGACUCAGGAUGGGCUGGGGCAGCGCGCUUCUCGUCCUCGCGCUGCUCCUUGUCGUGCUCCCCGGCAAGGCGGCGGCGUUUGGCGCGGGCAACAUCCCGUCCAUCGCCCAGGUCGAGGGCACCAACUGGCGGCAUGGAGACGUCGAGGACAUGCUCAAGACGGUCGCCUUCCUGCACGGCAAGAAGUGGACAUCCAUGAUGGUGCGCCGUGUCUACUUUGGCAACUGGCUGCGGGACUACUCGCAGGCCGUCGAUGUCGGCAGUCUGAAGGGCAUCAACGCGGCCACCAUCAGGAUUAUCGUCUGGGUCCUCUCCUUCAUGGCCAAUGGCUACGCCACCGAGGAGUUCGAGGUCACAGAGGAGCGCCUGGGCGUCUACCGGCCCGAGGAGCACAUCGACAACCCGCUUGGCUACGCCGACAACCAGGAUGCGCGCAAGUUCGACCCGCGCCUGCGGGGUCCCGUAGAUCCCCGCGAGCUCGAGAUCGACCCGCGCACCGGCAUGAAGAACUACAUCGCCAACGAGUCCGGCGGCUGGGCCACCAGCGCCGGCUACCUGCGCUUCAGCUUCGCUCGCAGCAUCCAUUUCGGCCGCGUCUACACGAGCGGCGCCGCUGGCACCUCCGGCAAGGAGGCCGACCUCUGCGAAGCGCUCCGGUGCCUGGGCCAGGCCCUCCACUGCAUGGAGGACUUCCCCGCCCACAGCAACUACUGCGAGCUAGCCCUGAUCGAGCUGGGCUACCACAAUGUGUUCCCUCACUGCGGCACUGCCACCCAAAUUCAACUGAACGGCAGGACCGUAUAUCCUCUCGUCACCGGAACAUUCGGAGGCGUUGACUUUUUGCAUUCAGUCAUUGGCGAGGCCACCGAUCAUUUCACUCAAUCCGAGGUCGACGAGAUCGACGUCGCCCUCUUGAAUGCCGAGCUAGCCAAUAAAGCUAGCGACGGCCAGCGAGGCUUCCUUGGCUCGGGGUCCGGGUCGGGCGGCGGCGACUUUAUCUCCCUCGUCUCCCAACUCCCCGGCGUCGGCGACGCCUUUGCGGCCCAGGCCAGAAACCUUAUGGCUAUGUCUGCUGCCCAAGAGCAGGAAAACAUGCGCGCCUCCAAUGCCGGCCCCGGUGCCCCCAGUGCUGCCAACCCCAAUGUGAUUCCUGGCAUGAGCCCGAACUUCGACCCCGUCAAGGUCGCAAAGCAGAUCUAUCCCAUCCUGGAAUUCCGCGAUAAGAUUGUCCGGGCCAUCAGCGGCAUGAUCUCCAAGAUCCCGGGCUUGGAGAAGCUGCUGGAGCACAUCAGCGAGACGCUCACCGCGUUCGUCCUCGGCCUGUUGGCCCCUUUCGUGCGGCCCAUCAUCAACCAGGUGUCCAAGGUGCUCAAGGAUGGCUCCUCGGGCCUGAUCGCCUCCAGCGCCAAACAGCAGCUCGAGCCGUGGACCAACCCGCGGUGCGACAACCCGACCCACUCGAUGCUCUCCAAGGACCAUUUCACCAACGUCCUCAACUCGUGCGCUGGCCGCGUGGCCGCCACCAUCCUUCAAUAUGUCGUCCCCCGCGUCGUCUACGCCUGGGAGAACCCCGGCGUCCCCGUCGACGAAGUCGUCAACGACGUCCUGCGGGCCUUCCACCAUCCGGCCGCGCGCAACGAGCACAUCGAGAUCCAGCGCAACAUGUUCGAGACGGUCCGCCGGUGGGCGCAGGAGACGCCCUACCGCGACCAGCUCAACCACCUCCUGUCAUCCGAAUCCGUCCGGCACAACAAGAACCACAUCCUCAGCGACGCCGCCGCCGCCGGCAACCGCUCCGUGGGCGGCGCCGGCGGCGGGUGCGGCCACGGCGACGGCGGCCACGGCAAGCCCGCCGGCUCGCUCUGGUCGCAGAUCCAGACGACGAACCAUGAGACGCACGAGAGCGCGAGCGCCGCCGUGGCGCCGCCGCCCAUGCACGGCCAGGCGGCGAGCUACUUCGCGGCCAGCGCGUCGCCAGGGCAACCUCGGCCCGGGUCGUCGUCCGGCGGCGCGGCGGCGAGCUACUACGCCGCCAGCGCGUCGCCUCCGUCGCAGUCGCCGGCCUAUGGCGGUGGCCCUUAUCCCCAGGCGUAUCCCGGGCAGGGCGGCGUGUACGGACAGCACGCGCACCACGCGCAGCACGCGCACCCGCCCGCGCACGGCGGCCAUUACCCGGGCCAUCACCAGGGCCAGCAGCCGCCGCACUAUGGCGGAGGAUAUGGGGCGCCGCCGGCCCCGUGGGGGCAGUAUCCGCGGUACUGAGGGAAUGUGGACUAGCAAGAGGCUGGAGAGGAGUGCAAGUGGAAAGCUACCUAGAGAGCUGAUUGCGCGGUAUACCUUCCUGUCUAAAUCUCAGACCUCGCCCCCCAAGACGGACGCCCGUCGUUGCAUUUUUGGUGUUCUGCCGCCUUCUCUAUUUUCACUUUCUGGUUGAUGAUGAUGAUGAUACAAGUGGAAGAAUCUGAAAAUAAAGUCUAACUAGGUAGUCCAGAGUAGAUGGAAUGCGUUUAGCCAACCAGGCUGCUCCCCG
Thermothielavioides terrestris NRRL 8126 is the source of this 2536-nucleotide messenger RNA. RefSeq lists its product as uncharacterized. The coding region runs from base 1 to 2268 and encodes 755 amino acids. The record is from RefSeq and is a predicted model, not a curated record. The transcript has 7 exons. Lineage: Eukaryota; Fungi; Ascomycota; Sordariomycetes; Sordariales; Chaetomiaceae.